AUGGACGACGCCCAACAACACCAUGACAUCUUCAAGGCCGCCUCCGUCGCCGAGAUCCAGGCCACGCUCGCCCACCUGAACCAGCAGGAGGCCCACGUUUCCGCCCGCCUCAACGACCUGAUCGCGUCGCAAGAGGACCUCUCGCGCGAGCUCGGCCGCCUCGAUCUCCUGCGAGCUCAUCUCGGCACCCAGGUUGUCAACACCCGCGCCAUUAGCAAUGGCAUGCUCUCCGACGCCGCUUCCACCGCGAGCCGCAUCUCGACCGCCGUGAAGCGCCUGGACAAUGAGCAGUCGAAUGUAAAGGCCACAUUGGAGGUUGUCGAGCAGGUCGCCGAGCUCAAGGCGUGCGUUCUGGGCGUGCACGGCUCCAUGGGCGCGCCGCAGGACUGGGAGACGGCCGCGACCUACCUCAGUCGCGCCUCCAACAUCCCCGCGGAUGUGGUCAAUGGCAGCUUCGCCGAGGAGAUUGUGCCCACCGCAGAGGUGCCUGAUCCGCCGCGUGUAACCCUGGAAAAUGCCGCCGAAUCGCUAUGUGGCCUGUUCCUGCGUGAGUUCGAGAAGGCGGCAAAAGAAGGCGAUGGCACCGCCGUCACGCGAUUCUUCAAGCUCUUCCCCCUGAUCGGUAGGUCUGACGUCGGCCUCGAUGCCUAUGGUCGCUACGUUUGUCACGGCGUGUCGUCGAGAGCCCGCACGAAUCUGAACACUGCCGUUGCGAGCAGAGAGAAUUUCUUCUACGCCAAUGCCUUGACGAAGCUGUUUGAGCACAUUGCCCAGAUCGUGGGCGGCCACGAGCCGCUGGUCGAGCGUCAUUACGGCACUGGCAUGAUGGGCAAGGUGAUUGAGCGUCUCCAGAUGGAGGCUGACGUCCAGGGUGGCAUCAUCCUGGACACAUGGCGAGAUGAGCGCAACAUUGACAGGAAGUUGACCGACAUAAAAUCAUACGCCUUUUCUUUCCUUGUCCAAAGCUUCUUGCCGGUGCCAAGCGGCGGGACUCCCCGCUCCGCCUCACCGGCCCAGAGAGACAGACUCACUGGCCGUGCAAGCGAAGAUGAAGGAGUAGACAUGAAGGAGGUGGACGGCCUUCUCGGCGAGACGGCAAUAAUGCUUGGAAAAUGGUCUCUGUACACUAGAUUCCUCGCCUCAAAGACUGCCCCCCUCGAUUCCGACCUUGAAGGCAUCGACAACGCUCCUUUGAUCAUGCCCGAUUUCCUCACCACCAGCAACCUCGCCAAGAAGGUGAGCGGCCACCUGCUGGAGCCGUACAACGUCAUGGCCACUUUCUUCUUCCGCCGAUCGGUCGAGAAGGCCUUCCAGUUGGACGAGCCCCCCGCCGAUCUCACCUUGAAUCCAAACAAGCCUCUCGGUUCAAGCCCUCCAUUCGUUACAUCAGCUGUCGACGAUGUGAUGUACAUCGUCAACCAGGUUCUCCAGCGCUCGAUCAAUACUUCACAGCGCGGAGUCGUCUCCAACGUCGUGCCAACCAUUGGCCGGGUGUUGGGGUCUGAUUUUGUCGGCAUGAUUCAACGCAAAAUGCGGGACGAUGUCUACCCGAAGGCCGCGAUACAAGGCGGCAUGCCCCCUGAAGACAAGAUCAUUGCCUUUUUUGUUCUCCUGAACAACCUCGACGUCGCUAAUGACUACAUCAAACGCAUCGUUGAGUCCCACAUCGGCCGCCAAACCUCCGACGGGUCCGUCAACGGCGAUGCCCACAACGCCCUCGUGGACAAGUUUCCGUUCGGCCACGACGCCGUCUUCGUCGAGAACUCACUAAAGUCCAUGGAGCACAGCUUCGAGGCCAAGACGACCGAGCUCAUCUCCGACGGCAUCAGCGUCGCCUUCCACCAGGUGAUGAAGCCGCGCAUGCGGCCCAUCCUCGCCGAGGCCUUCCGCGACAUCGACUACACCAUCACGCCGGACGAGCUCGCGGUGCUCAAGCAGCGCGCCGACGAGGCCGCCGUCCAGGACCCCACGCUCGCGCCCUCGACCAACACGACGGCGGGCGAGCAGGCCAACGCCGUCGACGAUCUGGUACGCGCGCGCUUCGACCGCGCGUGGUCGGCGCUUACCCGCCCCAUCAAGCGCAUCUUGACCGAGCGCAACUUCGACCGCUUGCUCGGGACCAGCGUGUCGUACCUCAGCAAGGCGCUCGAGAAGCGCAUCUGGGCGUACUACGGCCGCGUCAACGAGCUAGGCGCUGUGCGCUUGGAGCGCGACGUCGCCGGCAUCGUCUCGGCGGCGGUUGCGGCGGGUGGCAGGUACGCUUUGAGGGACGCGUUCCAGAGGUGUACUCAGUUGACGAUGGUCAUGAACAUGGAGGAGGAUGAGUGGGCCGAGGUUGAGGCGGAGGCGGAUGAAGGAGUGAUGAGCUUCAAUUGGGUGCUGGAUCGGGCGGAGAGGCAGAGAGCGAGGGCCAUUGUAAGGGAAAGGAGCAGCUGA
Lasiodiplodia theobromae is the source of this 2436-nucleotide messenger RNA. RefSeq names its product Component of oligomeric golgi complex 4. Lineage: Eukaryota; Fungi; Ascomycota; Dothideomycetes; Botryosphaeriales; Botryosphaeriaceae. The transcript is spliced from 2 exons. The record is from RefSeq and is a predicted model, not a curated record. Bases 1 to 2436 code for a protein of 811 amino acids.